This is a messenger RNA of Helianthus annuus (common sunflower), 660 nucleotides long. RefSeq names its product extensin-like. The record is from RefSeq and is a predicted model, not a curated record. The transcript has 2 exons. The coding region runs from base 1 to 660 and encodes 219 amino acids. Lineage: Eukaryota; Viridiplantae; Streptophyta; Magnoliopsida; Asterales; Asteraceae.
AUGGAGAUGGACGACGACCCAGAUCCGGAGAUGCAGACCGGUACACCGGGCCACCCAAUAAGCAUAUCAAGUGGAUCUCCAUUUCAGGGAUCACCAUACCGUGGGCCCGAUUCAUUCCAGAAGAGGAUGGCCACCUUGGAUUGGUACUUUACUCCUUCGUACCAUAGCUCUCCAGCUCAACCACCUUUGGUUGAACCCCAGCUCCAGCCAGUUUCACCACCACAACUUCCUGUUGAGGAGCCGCCUCAGCAACCACCGCAGCCACCUCCCGAGCCUCCGAGGCGAAGGAGGAACGUACGUAUAUCCGUGCAAGGAGGACCUCGUUUCAGUUCUCCUCAGGGUUCGAGUUCUUAUCCUCCUAUUCCAGAAGACCUCCAAAUGGGUGGGCCCUCGAAUGCGGCACCGGAGAUUGAUCCUCCGCCAGCUUCUUAUGCGCCACCUCAGUCGCCAAUGGGUUUCGACAACCCAAUUCCGACUUACCCAGAAAUGGCUGGCUCGGAUGAAGCAAACAGUCAUCCUGCAGACGGGAACAACACCAGGAUUAAUAUCACUGGUGCCGAACUGCAAGCAUUGAUCACCACAGCAGUUUCUCAGGCGGUAGAUGCUAAGUUUAAAGAGCCGAGUGUGGAUUUUAUUACAUUCCACUCUGUAUAUUCUUAA